GAGAACAACAUGAUAGUGUAUGUAGAAAAAAAAGUAUUGGAAGACCCUGCUAUAGCUAAUGAUGAGAAUUUUGGACCAGUGAAGAAGAAAUUUUGCACCUUUAGGGAAGACUAUGAUGAUAUCUCCAAUCAGAUAGACUUUAUCAUUUGCCUGGGAGGAGAUGGGACCUUGCUUUAUGCUUCUUCACUUUUCCAGGGUAGUGUACCUCCAGUUAUGGCUUUUCAUCUGGGAUCCCUUGGAUUUCUUACUCCAUUUAAUUUUGAGAAUUUUCAGUCCCAAGUCACUCAGGUUAUAGAAGGCAACGCCGCUCUGGUGCUGCGGAGCAGGCUCAAGGUGAGGGUGGUGAAGGAGCACAGGGACAAAGGCUCGGUGCAGAACGGGAUAGAGGAGAAUGGAGUCGUGUCUGCAACCCUGGAGAAAGAAGUGGGCAAACAAAUUAUGCAAUAUCAGAUCAUGCUCUCCCCCGAUGCCAGGAACACGGCGUGGGUUUCCUUUGAUGGCAGGAAGAGGCAGGAAAUCUGCCAUGGAGACAGUAUCAGCAUCACUACCUCCUGCUACCCCCUGCCCUCCAUCUGCUUCCGGGACCCCGUCAGCGACUGGUUCGAGAGCCUGGCCCAGUGCCUGCACUGGAACGUGCGCAAGAAGCAGAACAACUUCGGCGUGGAGGAGGAGGAGUUCUGAGGGUGCCCGGCCAGCAGGGCCUGGCAGGGCAGGGUGGCAGAGUCCUCCCUUCU
Molecule: messenger RNA, 734 nt
Organism: Zonotrichia albicollis (white-throated sparrow)
Lineage: Eukaryota; Metazoa; Chordata; Aves; Passeriformes; Passerellidae
Source: RefSeq, a predicted model, not a curated record